GUGUGCCGGCGCACACCCGGCACACCAUCUAGAUCCGGAUCCGCCCCUGAUAUGGCUGUGUAUUACAAGUUCAAGAGUGCCAGAGACUAUGACUCGAUCCCGAUCGAGGGGCAAUUCAUCUCGGUUAUCAACCUGAAGGAGAGGAUUUUUGAGUCGAAGCAUCUUGGCAGAGGCACUGAUUUCGACCUCAUGAUCUCGAAUGCGCAGACUGACGAAGAAUAUGCUGAUGAAUCCAUCAUGAUACCAAAGAACACUUCGGUAUUGAUUCGCCGGAUACCUGGACGCCCAAGGAUGCCAAUCGUCACUGAACCAGAACAGGUGAUAGCUGCAGAAAAUAAGGUAGAACAAGUCAUGCCUGCUGGUAGCGCUUUUUUUGGUGAUUCAUCUAUGAAAUUUCCUGAAGAAUCUGAGUGGGAUGAUGAGUUUGGCAACUCUUUAUAUGUUUCUGAUUCGGUUCCUUCUCAGCCUGCUAGCCAUGCAGUUGAUGCUUCUGCUGAAAAUCAAAUUGAUGAAGAUAGUAAAAUACAAGCCCUUAUUGAUACAUCGGCCGUUGACUAUAGCCAAAUCCCUGAUGGGUAUGGCUCUGGAAGAGGGUAUGGCAGAGGGAUGGGCGGGAGAAUGAUGGCUGGCCGUGGUUUUGGACGGGGACUGGGUCGGCUGGAAAGCAGGGCACCUCCUCCUGGCUAUAUUUGUCAUAGAUGUAAAGUACCUGGCCACUUCAUUCAACAUUGUCCAACAAAUGGUGAUACUAGAUAUGACGUGAGAAGGAUGAAACCCCCAACCGGCAUUCCAAGAUCCAUGUUGAUGGCAACUCCAGAUGGCUCGUAUGCAUUGCCUAGUGGGGCUGGUGCUGUUUUGAAGCCAAAUGAAGCUGCUUUUGAGAGGGAGAUAGAGGGCCUACCCACCACUCGCUCUGUCGGUGAUCUCCCACCAGAGUUGCGUUGCCCGUUGUGUAAAGAAGUAAUGAAGGAUGCUGUUCUAACUAGUAAAUGCUGCUUUAAGAGUUUCUGUGAUAAAUGCAUCAGGGACUACAUAAUUAACAAGUCAAUGUGUGUCUGUGGUGCCACAAGCAUAUUAGCAGAUGAUCUUCUCCCCAAUAAAACUCUAAGAGAAACCAUCAGCCGCAUAUUAGAGGCACCACCAACUAGCAGUACAGAAAAUCCGGGAAGCAUGGUGCAAAUACAGGACAUGGAGUCGGCUCUACCUAUACAACCCAGGAUUAGGUCUCCUGCUGUUUCUGCUGCUUCAAAGGAAGAGCCUAAAGCACCGACGCCUAUAGAAGAAUCUCCAGACGCUGAGAGCCAUAGUGGAGUGAACACUAAUGUUGAUGCGGGUUCUUCAGAUAAGAAGGCUACCACGAUUCCAGAUGUCUCUGAAGGGACAAUGAACUUUAAAAAUGUCAAAAAAGAAAAAACGCCAGAAGUAAUUCAUGUCGCAAAAGAGUCACCACAAAAAUUGCCUGCAGGCGAACAAGCUGUAAAGAAGAAAAAGAAGAAGAAGGUGCGUGCACCAGGGAAUGGCGAGGAGCAAUGGAGAAAUUAUCAAGAUUUUGGAGCUGAAAAUUUUGGUGGAAUGCCUUUGGGUCCAACAGGGGUUUUUAAUCCUUACUGGGGAGGAGGGAUGCCAUUGCCAAUGGAUUACAUGGGUGCACCAUUUCCAGGUCCCAUGCCAUACAUGGGUUAUCCACCAGGUCCAUUUGAUCCUUUUGGUGGUGGAGUUCUCCCUCAAGAUCCAUUUAUGCCCCCAGGAUACAUGAUGCCAACAGUUCCUAGGGACCUUUCCGAAUUAGCAGUCAACAAUAUGGGAAUGAACAUGGGACCUCCAGUUGUAAGAAGGGACGAAUUUGAGCCCAGGAAACCUGAUGGGAGGAGACGUGAAAUGGACCUAUUCAAUGAAAGGGAGCGGGAUCGGGAGCGGGAGCGUGAACAUUCCCGCGAUAGGGAAAGGGAGCGGGAGCGGGAGAGGCAGAGGGAGCGAGACCGUGAUCUGGACCGAGACCGAGACAGGGAGUAUCGAAGGGAAGCAAAGGAAUCAUCAGGAGCCGUAAACGAUAGUACCUCGAUGAGACCUAAGGAUAGGCCGAGGCCCGAGGCGGACAGGUCCGACCGCGCGCCGCCGCCGCCGCGGUCACUCAGCCCGGACCGGCGGUCGCGUCGUUCCCCGUACCGGUCCUCCAGCUCCGGCAAGAAGCGCUCCUCCUCCGACCGCUACGACGACCAGCCCCUCCCGCCGCCGCCGCCGGCGGCGGCGUCGUCGCGGCAAGAGGCGGAGCACGCGAAGGCAGCGGCAGCCAAGGCCAAGGCCAGCGUCUUCUCCCGCAUCAGCUUCCCCGGCGACGCCAGCACCUCCGACGCCAAGCGCAGCCGCAGGUCGUCCUCCGACAAGCCACUCGCGUCCUCCUCGUCUUCUUCGUCCAAGCGAGGCGUUGCAGUGGCCGAGGAGAGCGACAGCCGUCAUCGCCACCAUCGCCAUCACAGGGAGACGGCCCCCAUGGCGGAGGAGGAGAACGAGAGGCGGAGGCCCGCGGCUGCGGACUACGACGACGAGGAAGAGCAGUCGAGCGAGGAGGAAAAGCACUUCAAGAGGCGCCCGUCGUCCUCCAGGCGGGAGCGGGAGCACGAGGAGCCGCAGCAGCACUCGCGGCGGUCCAGGGAGCGCGCCGACGGCCACCACUACAACGGCGGCGGCGGCGGCCACAGGCGCCGGUGACGCAGGAGGCGAACCUACCUGCCGCCUGCCGGCCGCUGCUGCCCUUACUCCGGUGAUGGGCGUCUGCGACGAAUUGAUAAGUGCGCCGCGAGGGUGCCUCCCAGAUGUCUAGAGCAGAGCAUCUGCGCUCUGUUUCUUUCCUACUAGUUCCUUUUCUUUCAUGUACAUUGACCCUUCGGGGUUUCGAGUUUAAUCAAAUGAUCACAUGAAAUGAGGAUUAAGAAUAAGUAUGCUUUGAGUUGCGCAUUCUUCUUGGCUACCAGCCUACAACGAAAUGAGGCAAAUGAUCAGUUGAUUUUCUCCUCA
Molecule: messenger RNA, 3015 nt
Organism: Brachypodium distachyon (stiff brome)
Lineage: Eukaryota; Viridiplantae; Streptophyta; Magnoliopsida; Poales; Poaceae
Product: E3 ubiquitin ligase PARAQUAT TOLERANCE 3
Exons: 15
Coding region: 52-2709 (885 amino acids)
Biological process (GO): protein ubiquitination; ubiquitin-dependent protein catabolic process; mRNA processing
Cellular component (GO): nucleus
Molecular function (GO): nucleic acid binding; ubiquitin protein ligase activity; zinc ion binding
Source: RefSeq, a predicted model, not a curated record